This is a messenger RNA of Diorhabda sublineata, 4082 nucleotides long. It is a transcript of the gene ome, whose product is annotated as venom dipeptidyl peptidase 4. Lineage: Eukaryota; Metazoa; Arthropoda; Insecta; Coleoptera; Chrysomelidae. Bases 421 to 2853 code for a protein of 810 amino acids. The transcript is spliced from 16 exons. Gene Ontology annotation, biological process: proteolysis. Gene Ontology annotation, molecular function: dipeptidyl-peptidase activity; serine-type peptidase activity. The record is from RefSeq and is a predicted model, not a curated record.
GUGGUUUUUGUAAUAAAAUCAACAACGAAAAACUGCUAUCAUAAACAAAAAAAAUAUUGAUAAAUAAUUAAUAUUUUCCCGCUUAAUCAAUUUCGCAAUCGAAGUUGAAGUAUUUCAUAAUUGAAUUUCGUUCUAUAAUUAGAAUAUUGAACGACAAUUAAUUAUUAAAACGAAACCAAUGGUUUUUAAAGAGAGAAUAAAACCCCACCUGAGUGUCAACAAUAACUGUUCGCUGCAGUUCUGCUUCCACCGAAGUCUCAACAUUCUCAUUCUCACUCUCGCGGUCGUUCUACAUUUACAUUCAAAUUUUCGUCAACAACAACGAGACCGCGAGUCAGGGAUAAAAAAUUAUUUUUCUAUUUCAUUAUUUCCAUUAUUUUUAGUGUAGUUUUGUGAAAGUGUGUUUAUAUAUUAAUAAAAAUGACAGAUGGAACUAUUAACAGAAAUAUUAGUAGUGAUAUUAAUCCCACUGUAAAUGGUAGUUCGAAUUUGGAAAUCGCGCAAAGUAACCAGGAUUUAAUUAUCUCAAAAGGAAGGUCGAAAAAGAGAAAAUGGCUAGUAACUGGCGUUAUAGUAUUAGUAGCAGUGGGUUUGGUAAUCGCUGCGAUUAUCUUAUUAUCAAAAGGAGAUGAUGCCCAUCACAAGGGAGCAGUGGCGGCGACGGCGGCAGCGCUUAACUUAGAAGACUAUCUUAACGGUAGAUUCCAAGCCAGAUCGUUUAAUGCUACAUGGACUUCGAAUGACGAACUUAUUUAUAGUAGAAAAGGCGAUGUUUUACUUCUUAAUCUUCGAGAUAAUACUACAAAAGUACUUCUUCCAGCAAACGAUAAUCUAUUGACAUCAGCUUUCGAUUUUCGACUAUCUGCAGAUGGUUUGUAUCUAUUAGUAGCUUUGAAUUACCAAAAGUUGUAUAGACAUAGUUAUAUCGCCAUUUAUAUGAUUGUCGAUUUGAAUACAGGCGAUAAAAUUGAAUUGAUACCAGGUGGAAAACCGGCACAGCUUGUCGUUUGGUCACCGUUUGGUAAUUCGUUAGUUUACGUUGCUGAAAAUAAUAUUUUUUAUAAAAAAACAGUGAGGGAUACAGCAAUAGCGAUAACAGAAACUGCGGGAUACGUUUCUAAUGGUGUUCCAGAUUGGGUAAACGAAGAGGAAGUGUUAAGUUCAAAUACAGCCCUAUGGUUUUCUCCAGAUGGAAAAAAAUUGGCCUUUGCAAGGUAUAAUGAUACUGAAGUGCCACUUAUGGUGAUACCAGUAUAUGGAGAACCUGGAAGCCUCACUUUCCAAUAUCCCAGAGCAAAUGUUAUCAAAUAUCCCAAAAGUGGUACUAGUAAUCCAGUGGUUAGUCUCCAUUAUGUCGAUUUAGAAAAUCCAAGCAUCGAAUACCAACUCAAAAUAUCAGUUGAUUAUAAAGACCAAGGAAUUCUAUCUGCUGUAAAAUGGGCUACAGACGAAGUUGUCACAGCCAUUUGGUUGAAUAGAGUACAAAAUAGAGCUGCAGUUACUGCUUACGACACUAGAACCAUGCUUCCAUCGCCGAAAAUAAUCGCAAAUUUGGCAUCUAAAAACGGUUGGUUAGAAUUAUUUACGCCACCAAUAUUUUCUAAAGACGGGUCCAAACUAAUUUUGAUCCUUUCCCAGGAUCAAGGAGAAAAUGCGGGAGGAUACAGGCAUAUAGUCUUGUUUAAUCGUACUGAAAAUGCCGAAGGGCAACCACUAACACAUGGUAAAUUUGUUGUUACAACCAUAAUCGGAUGGAAUCACGAAAACAAUUUGAUUUAUUAUCUAGCAAAUACAGAAUCGGAUUCUUCAGUGCAACAUUUAUAUACUGUAUCUCCUGAAACGAAGAAUGUUAAUUGUCUUUCUUGCGAUUUGAAAUCGAGUCAUAAUUCAUCAAUACCUUGUGCUUAUAACUUGGCAGAGUUCAGUGGAAACGGUUCAUAUUAUGUUUUCACUUGCGCAGGACCGGAUGUACCCCACAUUUCAAUUUAUGAUAAAGAUGGAAAAAUGGUGACUGUAUGGACUGAUAAUAAGGAAUUGGUGAAUUUUUUGAAAAAUAAACAACUGCCGGUUCUAAAAAAAUUAUCAUUUGAUGUCGCGGGUGGAUUUAAAGCAAACGUUUUAUUGCGACUUCCACCAAAUAUGGAUACCAGUGGACAAGUGAAAUAUCCCAUGUUGGUGAAUGUAUAUGGUGGACCUGAUACAUAUCAAGUAGUAGACAAAUUUUUAUUAGAUUGGGGUAGUUAUUUGGCGGCCAAUAAAAGUAUUAUUUACGCAGCUAUUGAUGGUAGAGGUUCGGGUUUAAGAGGUGAUAAAAUCAUGUUUGCAGGAUACCGAAAUUUGGGAACAGUAGAGGUGGCAGAUCAAAUAAACGUUACCAAGCUUCUUCAAAAAACACUACCUUAUGUAGAUGCUUCGAGAUCUGCAAUUUGGGGUUGGAGUUAUGGAGGUUAUGCUUCCGGUAUGGCUUUAGCUGAAGAUACUGAAGGAGUUUUUAAAUGUGGUAUAUCAGUAGCACCGGUAACGGAUUGGACUUUGUAUGAUUCCAUAUACACAGAAAGGUUCAUGGGUCUUCCUACGGUGUCGGAUAAUUUAGAAGCUUAUCAAAAAGCGCAAUUGUUGAAAAAUUACGAAGGUAUUAGAAAUAAAGAAUAUUUUUUGAUUCAUGGAACUCAUGACGAUAACGUUCAUUAUCAACAAUCUAUGUUAUGGUCGAAGGUGCUUGAAUUAAAGGACAUAUUAUUUCGACAACAGAGUUAUCCGGAUGAAGAUCACAGUUUAGGCUCCGUCCGACCGCAUCUCUACCAUUCAUUGGAAAAUUUCUUAGACGAAUGUUUUAUCAAAAAUGAAAAUUAAAUUUUACAUUCUACUUAAAGAACGAUAUCAACGACUGCGAUUUUUAUUACUUGAACUAGUCAAAAUACGAAAAGAGAAUUCUGUUGUCGGCCAUCGCUGUGAUUAAAUGGAAAAAAUGUAAUCGGACAGAAUCAAAGAUUUUAUGAAAUUUAAAGGGCUAGAAUAUGAAAUAAACAAUACAAUAAACGUGUGAAGAUAUGAAAGGUUUGAAAACAAACUAUUAAAUAAUAUUUUUGGAUAAAAAUAAAUGUUUUUUUUUUUAAAUUUUUCGUCUAUUAGUCCAUAACAAUUUUUUAUAAAACUUGUGCUGUUAGAAGUAUUUCUCUCUUCAAUAUUAUACCCUUGCCUUUCAACUUUCGUAGUAUUUGUAUUAUAGUUUGUGUACGAAACCCAUGGGUUCGACCACUAAACAUACCCUUGCUCAUGAGCUUAGCACACAAUAAUCAAUUGGAACAAACUUCGAUAAGUUUUGUGUCAAAUGUCAAAUUUGAAUACACGUCACAAAUUAUUUGUUUAUUAUUAUCCUUUGUUUAGGUUAUAAUUAAUCAAUAUCAACCAUAUUUAUUUAAAUAAUUAUUAUUAGGUUUCCCAAAUGUUAUUAAAAAUCGAACCAAAUCACUUAAUUUACUUAUAUAUUUGAUGUAACUUUAAAUUUACCAACGACACUUCUUUAUAUUAAAACAUUUGAUAGUUUUUUGUAUAUUAUGAAUAAAGUUCCGAAAAGAUCAAACCCCUAUUUUUCUGAGAUUGAUGCCAAAACUUGUCCUUGUUAGAGAAUAUAAUCCCUAAAAGGAUUUUUACUGAUAAAGCUUCAUUUACCAUCCAUGCAUAAAAGUUGAAACAAUUUUAUUCAAUAUCUCCGUAAAUAUUGAUUUUAGAGAAAAAAAGUUUCAUACAAAAAAUGAAGCUCAUAAAAAGCACUACAAAAAAGGUCGUAUACAUUUUUUACAUAAACCUAUUCCUUUGGCUAUUAUAAUCCAAAAUAUCUUGGCAGGAGUCUACUGGAACCUCCUCUAGGUGUGUAAGCUUUUUAAUGGGUUCCAUUUUUUGUCUGAAAUUUUCAUUUCUCAAAUCAAUAUUUUCAGAAAUAAUAAUUAAAAUUGUUAUAACUUUAAAGAAGGUCAGAUUAUAUUUUCAGAACUACACCCAAUUUUAUUAUAAUUAUUGUCUUAUUGUCUCUGCGUUAUUGUGAUCAAAUAAAUCUCUGUUGAUAUUUAAUGUUUAUAAAG